GUCCACCAAGCACUCUGUGUCUCCCGCCCACACACCCCAGGUCCCCUGUCCGUUUGCAGGUCUUUGGGUCUCUGCUCGCCUUGGCUAGAGAGGGAGAAGAUCGCUUUGACUGGAAUCUUACUGCAGGUUUGAAGUUUCAGUUCUCCAUUGCUGGCUCCAGAGCUUUUCGAAUGUCCUUUUGCCCGGCUCGGUCCAUCCAUCACCGUGCAGGGAAUAAAGCAGAAGACACGAGAAGAAAAAGGAAUUCACUGUAUAUUUCUGAGUCACCACCAGAAUCACAGAAGCUAGGAGAGGCUGAAGAUUACUGACCUGCACCAUAGUUCACGCAGCCGCUGUGAACUCACUUCAAUCCGGUGAAGAAGGGCCCUCUCCUGUCUGGCCAAAAGGCUCACACCCAUUCAAGUAUGGGUCGGGCCCGGGAAAUGGGUUGGAUGGCAGCAGGACUGAUGAUAGGGGCUGGUGCCUGCUACUGCAUGUACAAACUGACCAUGGGAAGAGGUGCGAGAAAUGAACUGGAGGACGAGGAGGAAGAUGAUUGUGAUGACGAACAGGAUCGGGAUGAAGAUGAGGCAAAUAUUUGGUUUGAUUUCACAACAAUGGCUCGGCCCUGGAGUAAGGAUGGGGACUGGGAUGAACCUGGUGCCCCAGGUGGGACUGAGGACAGACAUUCAGGUGGGGGGAAGGCAAACAGAGCACACCCAAUAAAACCGCGACCAUUCCCUUACGAACAUAAAAACACGUGGGGUUCUCAAACCUUUAAAUCCUUCAGUUGUGCUCUGGACCGGGGCAAGUGUGCUUCCAUUCAAGGAAAAAAGAUGUUCACCAAGCCCACAAAUGCUGACUUUCCCCUUAGCCACAAUGUCAGUAGGCACUGGGCCAGCAUCUCAGUGGUUGCAAACGGGAUCCCCACCCCCCAGACCACUGUGAGGGAGAAGGCUUUGUGUGUCCCAGAAAACCCGAACACCAGUAUUGGAAAUCAGGGCCAGAUUGAGAUGUCCAUCGAUGAAGUGUGUCGAGAGAUGGUGUUACAUUGCUGCAAGUUAUUUCUGCAGCAGGCCGGAUUAAAUCUGCUAAUAAGCAUGACGGUUUUUAACAACAUGCUUGCCAAGUCGGUUUCAGACCUGAAGUUUCCUUUGAUAUCCGAGGGCAGUGUAUGUGCAAAGGUUCAGGGUUUGGAAGCACUGCUGGGUUUGUCUGAAAAGCCAGUGUUGGCCGACGAGGUGCUGGCUGCCCAAAUGCUGUUCUCCUUCAUGCUCCCCUUUAUGAGAGGUGGGAACAGAGAGAUGCUCGUGGAAGCCCUCUCCCCAUAA
Molecule: messenger RNA, 1310 nt
Organism: Microtus oregoni (creeping vole)
Lineage: Eukaryota; Metazoa; Chordata; Mammalia; Rodentia; Cricetidae
Product: protein ARMCX6-like
Exons: 3
Coding region: 405-1310 (301 amino acids)
Cellular component (GO): mitochondrion
Source: RefSeq, a predicted model, not a curated record